AUGGUUCUUGCAGCUGACAAUUCCACGAGAGGCAAAGUGACGGAAGUGUUCCAACAAGCCUCCGCAGUUGGAAUGACGGUAGGCAGGACAUGGGCUUUCAAUGACGGCCAAUGGAGAGCUCUCCAAAAAUCUCCCUCUGUUUACGAUGAAGAGGUCUUCAAGGCCCUGGAUUUCGUGGUGAGCGAGGCCAGAAAGUACAAGAUCAGACUUAUACUGUCAUUGGUCAACAACUGGGACGCAUAUGGCGGCAAAGCUCAGUAUGUUAAAUGGGGGAACGCCUCCGGCCUUAAUCUCACCUCUGAUGACGACUUCUUCACCAACCCCACUCUCAGAAACUUCUACCAGUCUCAUGUCCGGACGGUGCUGAAUAGAGUGAACACCUACACAAACAUAACUUACAAGAACGACCCCACAAUCUUCGCCUGGGAACUCAUGAAUGAGCCUCGCUGCCCCUCUGAUCCCUCCGGUGACAAACUCCAGUCCUGGAUACAAGAAAUGGCGGCUUUUGUGAAAAGCAUAGACGCUAAACAUUUGGUGGAGAUCGGACUUGAAGGCUUUUAUGGUCCCUCUGCCCCUGCGAGAACCAGAUACAAUCCCAACUCCUACGCUGCACAAGUCGGAACUGACUUCAUCAGAAAUAAUCAGGCUCUUGGCGUCGAUUUUGCUACGACGGUGCUGAAUAGAGUGAACACCUACACAAACAUAACUUACAAGAACGACCCCACAAUCUUCGCCUGGGAACUCAUGAAUGAGCCUCGCUGCCCCUCUGAUCCCUCCGGUGACAAACUCCAGUCCUGGAUACAAGAAAUGGCGGCUUUUGUGAAAAGCAUAGACGCUAAACAUUUGGUGGAGAUCGGACUUGAAGGCUUUUAUGGUCCCUCUGCCCCUGCGAGAACCAGAUACAAUCCCAACUCCUACGCUGCACAAGUCGGAACUGACUUCAUCAGAAAUAAUCAGGCUCUUGGCGUCGAUUUUGCUACGGUUCACGUCUAUCCAGACACCUGGAUAUCGACGGCAGUAUCAAACUCUUUCUUGGAAUUCACUAGCUCUUGGAUGCAAUCUCAUGUGGAGGACGCAGAGAUGUACUUGGGAAUGCCGGUUCUGUUCACAGAGUUUGGUGUGUCCGCACAUGACCCUGGUUUCAACACAUCUUUCCGUGACAUGAUGUUGAAUACGGUGUACAAGAUGACCCUCAACUCAACAAGGAAAGGAGGGGCUGGUGCUGGAAGUCUAGUGUGGCAGGUCUUCCCUCAGGGAGCAGAGUUCAUGGAUGACGGCUACGCAGUUUACCUCACAAGAGCGCACACCGCUUCAAAGAUCAUAUCUCUGCAGUCGAAGCGACUCGCCAUCUUUAACUCCUUGUGUAGCUGGAGAUGCAAGUGGGGAUGCAAGAAAAAGAAUCAAACUGCUCUAGAUGCCCUCCUCUCGCACGACGAGCUUUAAGUAUCACAACCUUUUGUGAAUCACAAGAAUACAAUGACAAGUGUAUACAGGUGUUUAAUAUUAUAUAUGUGAAUCAAGAUGGGUGUUUAAACUUACCUUGGAGGGAGAUUCCAGACGAGUA
Molecule: messenger RNA, 1564 nt
Organism: Camelina sativa (false flax)
Lineage: Eukaryota; Viridiplantae; Streptophyta; Magnoliopsida; Brassicales; Brassicaceae
Source: RefSeq, a predicted model, not a curated record